Messenger RNA from Talaromyces amestolkiae, 5808 nucleotides. RefSeq lists its product as uncharacterized. The record is from RefSeq and is a predicted model, not a curated record. Lineage: Eukaryota; Fungi; Ascomycota; Eurotiomycetes; Eurotiales; Trichocomaceae. The transcript is spliced from 6 exons. The coding region runs from base 1 to 5808 and encodes 1935 amino acids.
AUGCUACCCGUAUUGAUCUUCACGUCGAUUAUGACGCUUUUCUUCUUUGGCUUUAAUGGAGAACGAAUUAUCGAUGCAGCCGCCCUGACAGGUCCACAAAUCGCCGUGCGUGCAGGAAAAUCUUUCUGUGGAUUACUUAUGAUUUGCGGAUCGGCAUAUGGCCUUCAAAGCCUCCUUGACGGCGAAGUCCCAACCCUUCAAUCUGGAGAAUUCCACAUAUUUGCUUCAAAUGGGACAUCUGCAGCAUACUCGCAUGAUCCUUUCAGGUCGACGAUAUUGGAGGAUCCCGCUACUAAAUUCUGGUAUUCGACUAGGCAAACGCCAGUGCCUUAUUUCAAUCCAGAUGGCACCCUAUGGGGUCAUACAGCGCCAGAUGCGAGGAAAGUCGAAGAAUAUAAUGCGGUUCAGAAUAUGAUGAACUUUGCAUUUUUCGGUUUCUUGAUCGGUGUCUUUGUGUACAUUUGUAUCCAGAUAUUGAAUAAGAUUUUCCGGUUGUUCUUUGAAGGGAAUUGGUCGCAAAUUCAUACACAGGAAGCCCUGGGUUUUCACACGUUGAACGUCAACCCAAUCAGCCAGACACCGGCAGACCCCUCGAUCAAGGAUAGUUUAGACAAGAUUCUAAACGCCGUGAGAACGACACCAACAAGACCUGAAGUUCGCCUCGGAUCUGGAGACCCGGGCAGCGAACAUCACGACACUCUCGAAACGAUUCGUACGGAAAUCACCUCGAACAACACAGCACAAUCGCGAGCUAGUGGUCGUUUGUCAACUAGAAUGGAAGGUAUGGAAGAAAGGAUUCGUGAACGACUUCAAGAGAGUGAUGCUGAGGCGCGACAAUACUUUGGAGAUAUACGAAGACUAGUUGAGGCUUUUAGUCGACAAUAUGUAAAUGACCAGAACGUGAACAAUACAAAUGAUGAAGAUGUCAGAACAAGGCUGCAGAAUCUGGACGCCCAGAUUCAGGCCCUGAAUGCGAUUGUUGGAGGGUUCAAUCUCAAUGAUACAAAUAGCAGAAUCGUCUCCAUAGAUGCGAAGAUUGAACGGCUUAUCAAUCUUUUCAACACCAGAGACCUCAAUGACAGGACCCAAAGCUCAAAUGAAACGGUCGAAGAACUGAGCAUUGAUAUGUUCGGAGCCUUGGAACGAAGGAUGGAACAAGUCAACGAUUCUCUACGGGCCUUAGAAGCUAAGUACGAUCAACUAAGCCAACUUGUUCGAGCCAAUAAUUUGGACAGCAAGAUCACGACCUUUGGUGAAAGUCUCGAUCAGGUGCAUGACCAGACUUCGAAAGCGUUGACUGUUGACAGCCUGGAGUUCAAAACCCUGAACGACCGGGUCAGUACUAUUCAGACCCAGGUAACGGGAGUAUCACUCGACUUGACAGGUCACAAUACCUCGACUGAGGGAUUCAAUCGGGAAAUGAAUCAGAAAGUCGAAAAUUUGGAGAGAGAGAUACAGAAAGUAAGCAACAAGAUCGGCAAAUAUCGAAUGUUGGAAGCGAAGAUCGACGGAUUGCAGACGGAGGUGACAGAUAGUUUCAAGCUCACAGCCCGUCAAAGCGACGUUCAGUUAGUGAGUACAAAUGUCAAAGACAUGCAAAAGGGACUGCAGACAGUCAUAGAUAUACCGGAAAGAGUUCAAAAGAUACAAAAAGAUAUCUCGAAGUUUUCAAAUCUCGGAGGUGAUGUUCGAUCUAUGAGUGAGAAACUCGAGGACAUGCAAGGGGAAUUGCAAAACAUCAUGCCCGUUACAGGAGAAUUUAAGGAGAUACGGAAAGAAAUAUCAAAGUUAUCAAACACUGCUGGCCUGAGAAUUGGUUACUUGAACGAAGAUCUCGGGGAAGAUGUUCGAUCUUCGAAUGAGCGACUCGACAAGAUGCAGCAGCAGAUCAACAGCAUGCCAGGAGAAGUCGAGAAACUAGACAGAAAAACUCAAGACUUGAUUCGACAAAAUCAUGAUUCGGUUCUAUCCAAAUUGGAGGCCAGCCAAUGCAACUGUCAAAAUACGUUGACUAUGACGCAAGAAGAAAUGCCAAAGAUCAACCAAAUGCAUGGAACAGUUCAUGACUUGCGUCAGGAGGUUGAAGACAUACAAGAAGUACAAAAGUUGCAUACUUCAGCAGUCUCUAAAUUGGAAGCGAACCUUCGAGAACUGGAUAGCCGGCUGAUCGGUCAAGAGACGCGAGCGGAUGAAAUCGAAAAAUUGCAUGAAGAGAGGCUUGACAGGAAUGAAGAGAGUCUCAGCACGCAUCAAAAUAGGUUGAAUACGCACGGAGAAACCAUGAGCGUUCUACGGAUUGAUCUCGACAGAAUCAAAGAGGAGAAUGAGAAGAAUCCAGAGGCCCCACGACGGAAAAUUGGCAGAGCUGAUGUAGAGGACGACAGUGUGGAGGAGCUAGUUCAGAUACUUGCCAAGCAGGCAAUCGAUUUGUAUGUGACUAACCAUUUUGACGUGUUGAAACCCCAACUUGAGACCGACCUUCGUGAUCAAAUCAAAGAACUGGAUUUGGAGCUCUGGAAAGAACGCUUUGGUUAUGUAAAGAAAAUGACUGGAACUUUCGAAGAAUUCAAGUGCAAAUGCAAUCUUGGUGGUCUUGAGGAUAGAGUUGGAAAAUUGGAAGAGGGAAUCGAAAGAUCCGGGUGCACAUGCAACCCUGCUGAUUUUGCAGAAAAUGCUGCUGAUCCCGGACCUGUCAAAGAGCUCAUGACUGAGAACUAUGCUAAGUUGGAGAAAAAGGUUGAGGAUAAACUCAAAACCAUGAAGCAGGGAUUGGAAUCCGUUGAAAGGGCUCUUAAAGCUCAGAAUUGCACUGAGUUGGAGAAAAAGAUGGAGGAUAGACUUACAAUCCUCGAGGAGAAUUUGGAUACUUUUGAAGAGGCGAGAGCAAAGGAUGGCGUUCAACUCGAAGAUGUAGACGGACGACUCAGAGGAAUAGAAGAUCAAACUCAGAAGACAAAUGACUUUUUCUUCCAAAGGUUUAGCUCGACUAUCAGAACCCGUUCAGGCAUUAGUCAACCAGAAAUUGCCGAUCAGAAGAUACAGGAGUUGGCAAACUUGAUCCAGAAGGAAGGCAUUGGUUAUACCAUCCGCCAAAUGAUGAACUAUGUCGACGGGCUUUCUAAAGGAAUGAAUUUCUUAAGAAAGACUGUGUGCGGGGACUUGUCCAUAGAACCUGUUGGGUCAAUAUUCGAACAGUUGGAUAUAAUUCGGACGGAGUUAGGUGCUCUCUCAUAUGUAUACAACCUUCCGGCCGUUCAAAAAGUUCUCCAGGAAAUCGAUCAAGCCGAGACUCAGACUUUAGCGUUCACGCAGUCAUAUGAUCAACAGAUCGCUCCUGCUCAAGAGACACCAGCACCAUCUCAGUCAGAUACUCCAAUGGUUCCUCAGUCCAGCUCAGUUUCCCAACCUAUUCUAAGACGUCAGGUCUCGGAUACAGACGAGGUACCUACUGAAAUGCGGGCGAUUUUGGCACAUGGCCCGCCCCGUGCAGACAGCUCGGUAUCUUAUGCCUCUCAGUCCAAACAACCAAAUACUUCCACGCAAACUGCUCUUCUGCAGCAGUUCUCUCCUGUGCUUCAGACUACUAGGACCCCAGGCUGGGUCAGUGUCAGUCAACAAGCUUCACCACCGUAUCAGCCCCAUGCUCAAGACAACACAGUAUGCCAAACCGACGUUACUUCUGAAGAGCAGAUUACCGAACCGCAAGCUAAGCCCGUCAAUAUUGCUAAUCGCAAAAUCAAAGUGCCAAUGUCUCGAAGGAAGUCACAUCAGAAGCAGCAACAGCUGUCGCCAACUACAGAUCUCACAUUCCAAUCUCAACAGCAGUUACAGCAGUCGCCAGCGACAGGUUCCCAAUCCCAAUCCCAGCCCCAACAACAGCAACGGCAUCAGCAGCAACCGGCUCGGCAGGACCAACAGGAUGAUCAGACUCUGCAGCCGCUCAUGUUCGAGGACAUAAUUGACGAGAGCAUGCUCGCCGAUCCGACCACGACAGAUGCUCCGGAAAUUACAGCGCAGCCACCAUCACCACCACCACAGGUGGGCCCAGAAGCACAAGCAAUGUUAGAAGCAGAAGCAACGGAAAGAGCCCAGCCUCAUGGGACCUAUGACGAGCUCUUCGACGAUUUCUUCGACGAUGACGAUGAUGCAAUUAAUGCAGCCCUGGAUGAAGAAGAGAAAAAACAGGAAGAAGUAGAAGAAGAGGAGAGAAAAAGAAACUAUCCACUAAGUCUUCCCGGAGAUUUUCAGGCGGCCAAUGUGCUCGAAMCCMCCCAGGCUGAGACGAGCCGGGCUGCCACUCAGGAACCUUCGCAAAGUCAAGGAAGAUCGUUAUCCCAAGGACAAGGGACUGUAUCCGGGAUACAGAAAGAUGUACCUCCACCAGCUGAAAAAAGCAAGCCGGUCAAGACUUCACAAGAGCGAAAGAAAGUAGACGAAUCUAUCAAGCAACAGAACAAAUCAUCAAAUGUUAGUUCAUCGGCUCCAAAACAGACGGAUAAAAAGCCACGAAGCAACUCAAAGCCUAUUCCUAUCAAGGCUCCAGAGGGAAAAAAGGGGGAAGAUGAUGGAUAUUGGCAAAAGGCUCUACCUCCUUUACUUCCUUUGGACAAGGACUUCAAACGAUUUGCUCCAAAAGAAGCGGGUAACCAGCCACAACGCAACACGACAAGCAAUCCGGCUACCACUUCAAGGGAGACGCCUGGGCCUGUUAGGCCUACCAGACCGACCUCUUCGCCCUUCCUGGGGCAAUCAAAAAGUCGGAGUCAAUUGACUGAAAGGCUGAGAGGCGCAGCACCGAAAUCUCAAGGGCCGUCAUUGAGCGCGAGUCGAUGGGCGAAAGAGGAUGAUUCGGCGCCAAAAGACAAAGAAGUAAGAAAUUCAGCUGAGGCUUCAGAGGAGCAAAAGGAGGUAACUCAAGCAGCCGAACAAGUCUCUUCAGAAGAGGAGGCCGAUGAGGGAUGGGACGACCCAGGACUCAGACAUAACGCUGCAUUAGAAGUCUUGUCGAGCUAUAAAGGAACACCAUUAAGUGCAAGUCGAUGGGCCGAUGAAUCAGAGGGAAAUGAGGAGCCAAGUAGAAAAGAUGAGCCGCGUGAGGGUGUCGAUAAAAAAAUCACUGGCCAGAAGAGUUUGGCCACUAUAGCGAAACAGAAGGACAAGGCAACAAGUGAUGAUAUAUCAAGCACUCCUUCUAAGGGAUUGGACGACCAAAAUGUCAGACAUCGAACAGUCGUCGAAGGCCCGGAGAUUUAUAAAGGGUCACCAUUAGGCACAACUCAAUGGGCUGAUGAAUCAGAGGAACAGAUGGAAACAGCACCAACACCAAAAAGUGAAACAAGAGACAGUCCAGCUGUACAAGCCAAAGGAGAUGAAGAAUUGGCAAACGAAACUUUGCCGGGUACGCCAGAUAAAUGGAAUCAAUGGGCCUCAUCAACAGGUGGAGUUAAAAGCAGCCCAGCGAUGACACCGGGCGAGAGACAAGCGGAACGUCGGGCGGUCAAAGAAGAUGAAAAGAAGAAUACGGAGGGAGAUAUCAGAAUAAAGGGAGAGGGGGAGGACGUGGCGGCAGGAAAUAAUGCCGCUAGCUCUUCAGCUGAGGAAUCAGAGAGCAAAUUGAGAAAGGAAAGUAUGGAGGAAGGCUCUGUGCAAGAGCUCGCUAUGGCUCUUUUAUAUCGCGGCUUAGGGCUCAGGGGUCCCGUCAAGGCAUCACAAAGGACUGAACCUGGCUCCCAAGACCCUAUUGCCGAGUAUCAGAAUGAACCGACAGUAAACGGCGAAGGCGGCUCUUUUGCAGACGUGAAUGGGUAG